This is a messenger RNA of Fulvia fulva, 282 nucleotides long. RefSeq lists its product as uncharacterized. Lineage: Eukaryota; Fungi; Ascomycota; Dothideomycetes; Mycosphaerellales; Mycosphaerellaceae. The coding region runs from base 1 to 282 and encodes 93 amino acids. Gene Ontology annotation, cellular component: mitochondrion. Gene Ontology annotation, biological process: mitochondrial respiratory chain complex I assembly; electron transport chain. The transcript is spliced from 2 exons. The record is from RefSeq and is a predicted model, not a curated record.
AUGUACCGAACACUCAUCAGGAUGGCGCCCAAGCCAAACGUCACCGGCUUCGACCCACAGAAGUUCGCAGCAGCGGCAGGACAACCGAAGAAUGACCCAUGGGCACGAGCUGAGGCAUGGAGAUAUACUGGCCCUUUCACACGAUGGAACCGCUUCAAGGGCUCUUUCCCGGGACUCGGCAUUGCGACAGUGGCAUUCGCCGGCUACCUUGUAUACGAACAAGUCUUCCUUGGCGGCGAUGUACACCACGCGACUUCAGUGGAUGAAGUCAAGACGAGCUAG